This is a messenger RNA of Penicillium griseofulvum, 1563 nucleotides long. RefSeq names its product histidine phosphatase family protein. Gene Ontology annotation, molecular function: acid phosphatase activity. The record is from RefSeq and is a predicted model, not a curated record. Bases 1 to 1563 code for a protein of 520 amino acids. NCBI's taxonomy places the organism in Eukaryota, Fungi, Ascomycota, Eurotiomycetes, Eurotiales, Aspergillaceae. The transcript has a single exon.
AUGGCAGUGUUCUCCAAACAACAACACGGGGAGGAAGAGGGUCUGCUUGGAGAGGAGCAAUAUCAACGGAGGCAAGGACAGCAAUCCCGAAAAUGGAUUGCAUUGACAGCUAUGUCCGUGCUGGGCCUUUUCGCCUUGGCUAUGUAUACCGUACCUGGAAUCAAGUGCAACACUCCUUCGCAUGCCGUCCAGCCUGAGCUACCUGCCGCUUCCACCCUUGACGGCAAGUCAAAGAGAUCGGCUUGUAAUACUGUCGAGGACGGUUAUCAAUGCAACUCUGAAGUGUCGCACAAGUGGGGCCAGUAUUCGCCUUAUUUCUCCCUUGCGGACGAGUCGCCCGUCGAAGAUGAGGCGGUACCUGACGGUUGUAAGAUCACCUUCGCCCAAGUGAUCUCCCGUCAUGGUGCUCGAUUCCCUUCGGAGAACAAGAGCAAGGUAUAUCCCGCGCUCAUUGAUAGUAUCCAGGCAAACGCCACUGCGUACAAUGGCAAAACGAAGUUCCUCAGCUCAUACAAAUACACCUUGGGCAGUGAUGAUUUGGUACCCUUUGGAGAGAACCAGUUGGUGAACUCGGGAAUCAAGUUCUACCAGCGUUACAAGGCAUUAGCUAGGAAAGCUGUGCCCUUCAUUCGCUCAGCUGAGUCGGAUCGCGUUAUCGCUUCGGGAGAGAAGUUUAUCGAAGGUUUCAAGCAGGCGAAGCUGCAAGAUAAAAAAGCCGAUCACAAGCAACCAGCCCCCAAGAUCAGUGUUCUUAUAUCAGAAGAAGCCGGCGCCAACAACACUCUGAACCACAGCGCCUGUCCUAAGUUCGAAGAAGACGAACUGAAAGACCAGAUCGAAGAAAAAUACAUGGCAGUCUUUGUGCCGUCCAUCCAAGCCCGUCUCGAGGCUGAUCUACCUGGUGUUACACUCUCACAGAGCGAUGUGCUCCGUUUGAUGGAUCUUUGCCCCUUCGAGACAGUCGCCAAGACUGAAGAUGCAUCUGAGCUAUCACCAUUCUGCGACCUUUUCACCUCAGCUGAAUGGGACCAGUACGACUAUUUCCAGUCAGUGAGCAAGUACUACGGUUAUGGAACAGGAAAUCCGCUUGGCCCAACCCAGGGUGUCGGUUUCGUGAAUGAGCUGAUCGCCAGACUCACCCGAACCCCAGUGAAUGACCACACAAGCACAAACACCACGCUCGAUGCCCCCGGCGCUCCCACAUUCCCUCUUGACUACAACAUGUACGCAGACUUCUCGCACGACAAUGGAAUGCUUCCAAUCUACUUUGCUAUGGGAUUGUACAACGGCACCGCUCCACUCCCGCUCGACCGCCUCCAGACUCCCAAGGAAGCGGACGGAUACUCAUCCACCUGGGCCGUUAGUUUCGGCGCUCGUGCUUAUAUCGAGAUGAUGAAAUGUGACGGGAAAUCCGAGCCACUCGUGCGAGUUCUCGUUAAUGACCGCGUUGCUCCGCUGCAUGGUUGCCCAGUUGAUAAACUUGGCCGUUGCAGCCGCAGUGAUUUCGUGAAGGGACUUUCUUUUGCACGCGCCGGAGGUGACUGGGACCAGUGCUACAAAUAA